Marmota flaviventris (yellow-bellied marmot) is the source of this 1205-nucleotide messenger RNA. It is a transcript of the gene Sapcd1, whose product is annotated as suppressor APC domain containing 1. NCBI's taxonomy places the organism in Eukaryota, Metazoa, Chordata, Mammalia, Rodentia, Sciuridae. The record is from RefSeq and is a predicted model, not a curated record.
CCUACCUCACUAAAAGUACAUUGACACUGCUAUGGGAAGACCCUCAGAUUCUUCCCCAGGAGACUUCUUGAGAAAAAGCUACUUAAGAAAGGCCCUGUGAAAAUAGAAUAAAGAAAUGAAAGAGGGGUCCAAGAGAGAUGGUUUUCCCCCUUAUCUAUGAACACCUCAGCCUUAGACACCACAGAAAGGGGCCAGAGAGGCAGAAUGGGUGUGAGGGAGGGGUUGAGGGGAGGGACCAGCUCAGGCCACAGCAGAGGGAGUGGCUGCACCUUCCUCACCUCAGAGCCAUGGGGAGCCAGGGUUCUGGUGGGCAGCCCCUGGCACAGGCUCCCUACACAGUUCUGCUGCUGCCACUGGGAACAAGCCGAGAAGACCCCGGGGCCCAGAGCUUUUUUCUUUGGCUGCAGAGGAUGCAGGCUCUGGAGAGAGAGCAGGAUGCCCUGUGGCAGGGCCUGGAGCUGCUGGAACAUGGCCGGGCCUGGUUUGAAGACCAUCUGAGGGAGGCACAGCAACAGCAGCUGCAUCUGGGAGCCCUUGGUGAGAAUUUUCUAACAGAUUUACACUCAGAGCCUGGCGGCCCCCAGUUAGCCCAAAUUCAAAAAGUGAACAUCUGUUUGCAGAAUCUGAUUCAAGGAAAGUUCUCCCCACAUCCAUUGAACAAGGCCAGUUCCUGCACCACCCAGAACUGGAAGGAAGAGCCGUGGAAGCAGAACUUGUGGCAGCAACAGGAGUUAUCAAAGCAGCAGAAAGGAAACAUCCAGUCUCAAGAGGAGAUGGCUCAGCUGAGCUGUCUCCAGGGGCAGAGAGGCCCUACCCUUGUGUAAACCCUUCUCAAUCUAGUGAAGGAGCAGGUUGAGUCAGAACCUUCUCUCCUUAUUCUGUCUUAACUCAACAGCCUCCUCUCCUCAUUCUGUCUUAACUCGAUUGCAGUUCUUGGGUCAACAAAGUUCAUAUACCUUGGUAUAAUUUUAUCCUCUACUCCUAAAAAUUUCCAUUUCAUUUUCUUGAUGUCUCAUGCCCUCACUCUCUAUAUAUGAUAUGCAAAAAUGAUCUUUCUUUGAAAUCCCUUAGGGGAAAAGACAUGUUCAUUGAAACCAUCCUUCAGUUUUGAAUAGAAAAAAUAAAAUAGAAGCUGCUCCAGAGUUUAAAAUAAAAACAACUCUAUAAAUAAUGCUUCCUGGCACUUACUUCCUUCCAAAACUAGU